This is a messenger RNA of Protopterus annectens (West African lungfish), 6838 nucleotides long. It is a transcript of the gene PRPSAP1, whose product is annotated as phosphoribosyl pyrophosphate synthetase associated protein 1. Gene Ontology annotation, cellular component: cytoplasm; ribose phosphate diphosphokinase complex. The transcript is spliced from 10 exons. Gene Ontology annotation, biological process: purine nucleotide biosynthetic process; 5-phosphoribose 1-diphosphate biosynthetic process. Gene Ontology annotation, molecular function: ribose phosphate diphosphokinase activity; magnesium ion binding. Lineage: Eukaryota; Metazoa; Chordata; Ceratodontiformes; Protopteridae. The record is from RefSeq and is a predicted model, not a curated record. The coding region runs from base 270 to 1334 and encodes 354 amino acids.
UCAACGCAAAGUACUGAGCUUGGUUAAACAAAUAAUGUGAUGUAGGAAGGGGUGAUUUGCAUAAAGCAACUGUAUGGGUUGCUUGUUAUAGGGCUGUACUGUAAAUGUCCUAUGGUUUUCCAGAUUUGUUUUUCUAGCUCAGAGUCUGAGCCCGACGUUAGCAAAUUAAGUACCGGCACGCGCUUUUCAGUUGUGUCCUUUGUCAACGCUGAAGUGUUUUUAUAUCUCGGUUUUUAAGCUGUUCAGAUCUCUUAGUUACUUUACUUAGGAUGAACGUGGCUAAACAUGGAUAUAGGGUGUUCUCCGCGAGCUCUUCACACCUGUGCUUUGAGUUAACGAAAAGGAUCACUGAACGUCUUGGAGCUGAGCUUGGGAAAGCUGUGGUGUACCAGGACUCAAACGGAGAAACAAAGGUUGAGAUCCAGGAAUCUGUUCGUGGCCAGGAUGUCUUUAUCAUUCAAACUAUUGCCAGAGAUGUAAACACAGCUAUCAUGGAAUUAUUAAUAAUGGCAUAUGGUUUGAAGACAUCCUGUGCACAAAAUAUUAUUGGAGUUAUUCCUUACUUUCCAUAUAGUAAGCAGUGCAAAAUGAGAAAAAGGGGCUCCAUCGUCUGCAAGCUUUUAGCUUCUAUGUUAGCAAAAGCAGGUCUAACACACCUGAUUACCAUGGAUCUCCAUCAGAAAGAAAUACAGGGCUUCUUCGACUUCCCUGUGGACAACCUCCGAGCUUCUCCUUUUCUCAUUCAGUAUAUACAGGAAGAAAUUCCAGACUACAGAAAUGCAGUUAUUAUAGCCAGGUCUCCGGCUUCUGCUAAAAGAGCACAGUCCUACGCAGAAAGACUCCGUUUAGGAUUAGCAGUCAUACAUGGAGAAGCACAGUGCUCAGAAUCUGACAUGGCUGAUGGCCGGCACUCACCUCCUCUGUCACGGACAGCACACUCUGGUCUGGAGCUUCCAGUGAUGAUGGCCAAAGAGAAACCACCUAUAACUGUUGUUGGGGACGUUGGAGGAAGGAUCGCCAUUAUAGUGGACGAUAUGAUUGAUGAUGUUGACGUGUUUAUUCAAGCAGCAGAAAUUCUAAAAGAGAGAGGAGCAUAUAAGAUAUACAUCAUGGCUACUCAUGGUAUCCUAUCAGCUGAUGCACCACGUUUAAUCGAAGAAUCUGUCAUAGAUGAGGUUGUGGUUACAAACACUGUCCCACAUGAAGUUCAGAAGCUUCGUUGUCCCAAAAUAAAAACAGUUGAUGUCAGCAUAAUCCUCUCAGAAGCAAUCCGACGAAUUCAUAAUGGAGAGUCCAUGGCUUACUUGUUUCGUAAUAUUGCCUUGGAUGAUUAACUGUCUUUCUCCAUGCCAGAGUUUCCAGUACUACAAAUGAAUGAAUAAAAUAUGCUACAUUGCUGUGUUGCAACAGCAAUAUGUGGGUGGUUUUGUUUACAGUUUGAAGGGAUUGCCCAUGUGAAUUUCUGAGAGUUAAAAUAAUUGAACUCUUAACACCUCCAUGUGUUUACCAAGUUUUAUUAACAAGUAAUGUUGCCAUUUGAUUUUUUUCUGUGGCUGACCAUAAUUUGUUUCAUAAGAUCUACAGGACAAAUGUGGAAUAUGAAACUGUACUGAGGCUGAAUCAGCUUUUAGCAAUACUUCUGUUUUCAUUUCCUAAGGAAAAAUAUUUUUCCGACCAGCUGGUAUAUAAUGCUUAAAUCCAACUAUCAGGGAUUAUUAGCAGUUUUCAUUCAUCUGCUAUAUGCGUGUAUGUUUUACAUAUGAGAAGUAGAUUAUAGUACAUUUAUCAUUAACCCAGUGAGGGUGUUCUAGGUAGACAUGUAGGGACAAAAACAUGUUUCCUACUGUAGACACCAUCAGUGUUAAAAAAAAAAAAAAAAAAAAAGUACCUCUACCAGUGUAAUAAGGAAUCUGUCCCAUAGUUCCUUUGGUCACUGUGCAUAACAUCUAUUUUAGAAGUCAUAAUUCACCCCCUACCCCCAUCAGUUUGUGUUUAAGUAUACCUUCUGUAGCUUGGGUUUCUUAAACUAGCACAACACUUAAGAAACUUAAGCAGCACUGCAACUUGUUUCCAUGAAGUAAAUUUUCUCUGAAAGGAAAAAAUAUAUGCUGUUUACAUUUCUUUAACAGAAGUGUCAGCAUAAACUUUCCACCUUGCUCUCUGUUUCACUAAUGUGUUUACCCAAAGUUGCAUAACAUUCAUUCAUUUCCCAUUUCAUCCUCUUCAGGGAUGUGGGGCAGCCAGAGCCUGUCCCAUCAGGCAAUGGAUGUAAGGUAGAGGAACAGUCCUGGAUGGCUAGAGGGUCUUUUGCAGGAUUUCUGUAUCUUUUUUUUUUUUACUAACCUGUGAACCAAGAUGUUGAAUUCUGAAAUGUUUGCAUUUUCUUGUACCUUGUAGUGCCUACCAUGGAAAAAGAAACACUGUGAUGUGUUAUUGAAAUUUUGUGCUGGAAUCACUCCUGCUUUAGGAAGCUUUAUAUGUCACUGUCAUGGUGCCCCCUACCCAAACUCAUGUCCUUGUCUUUCCCCAGGUUUGGCCCAUAGUCAUCCUUUGUAGUCUCUAGUAGUAGUCCAUGUACUUGCAGCUAGGGGCCGUUGAACCCCGCUGAUGAUAUUUGAUAUUCUGGCUGAUCUGCAGUGUAACAGAGCUGUAGAUAGGUCGUUUGGAACCCUAGGCAGUCCCAAACUGGCACCCCUUGCAACACAAAGUGAAAGACCAAAGAGAAAGGUUUUCCACAAUUGAAUCAGCAACCAGAACUGCUAAAAUGAAGCCUGGCACAAGUAACUGUUGUUCAGCAUUACCAUUUGUACUCCCCUUCCCCUUGAAAGUUUGUGCCUUACGCCCACCAUAAUUAACAAUACUGUAGUGUGGGAUCAUAAAUAGUCUCCUUUUCCUCACCAGUGAUCCCUGUGAGCAUGUGUGUUAUGACCUGUUAGUGACACUAUUACUUUUUAAAAUGAUAUUUGGAGGAUCUGCCAUCAUUUAUCAUUUAUUUUAAGAAGCAGUACAGCAUGUAUGGCUACUGUAUUCUCACUGGCCUUAAAGAUCAUCACAGCUGCUAAUCAUAGCUUUCCGUACAGUGAGGAGAAGCUGUUGUUAAGGCAUUUUUUCUUCAAUACUAAUAGCCCUGUAGUGUCUUAAAACCAUUUCCAACACCAUGUCAGUGUUAUGAAGAGAAACCUCUUGAUUCAAGAGGUGGACUGUACUUGUAACUGCAUUUCUAACUUACAAACCAUAAAUGUAUGCUCAUUUGAGUUAGAAUUAUUUUUUAAAGAAAUUGCCUUUAAUUGUGGCUUUCUUUAAGGUCAUUAAAUGUAAGUUUUGGCAUAAGACUCAAUAUUUAUGAAAAACUGCAUCUUUAGAAACAAUAAAUGCAUGUCUUUAUGUUCAUUGAUCUAACUACUUCAUGACAGUUGGUAUUGAUCUAGUGGGCAGGGAAGGAGUUAAGGGCUUACAGAACUAAACAUUAAAACUAACUUGGUAUGAAAAAGAUUUAAAAUUGUAAUGACAAAGACUGGCUCACGUGUUACACUGCCAAACCUUUUUGGACUGCUUUGAAUGUCUUGUAGAGAUAAUCUGGAUUCCGUAUGUAAUUGCUGUGUAAUCCUUGUCCAUCUGUAUGUUAUGUAACAGCAGUUAUCACUCAGCUUGUAAGAGUUUAAUAAAUUGAUGGCACUUUUAUUCCAUGUGCACUUUUUGAGAUGGAAGUUUUAUUUCGUAAGUGCAGCACUUCAUUUUAGCCCUGACUGAAGUAGUCUCUCUAUUAACUCUGUUUAAUAGUAUAGCAAGGGAGUUACUGCAUUAUUGCCAAUGUCCUUUCUCGAUAUAUGCAUGGUUUAAUAUUGUCUUGUGCAUGGUUCUUUCCUACCAGCAUCUUGUAAUAGUUAGAGACUAUUGUUUUGUUCACUGAUUAAAAAUAAUUAUGUGGUCAGCUGUAUGUUGUUGCAGUAAGUUAGCUCUACAUUUUAUGUAUUGGAGUGGACAGUGUAUGUUUUAAGACAGGUGAUACAGAGUUUAACAUAGUUUUACUGUAUGUGAAAAUGAAAAGUCAGAUAAGUAAAGAUUUCCACAUAGCCAGCAUCAUUAGUGUAGAUUGUAGCUAUAGCCACAAGCUUUCCAGAUAGCUAGCAUUAUUAGUGUAGAUUGUAGCUAGCCACAAGCAUUGCAGGUAACCAGCAUCAUUAGUAUAGAGUGUAGCUAGCCACAAGUAUUGCAGAUAACCAGCAUCAUUAUUGUCGAUGGUAGCUAGCCACUCUUCUUGAAAAAGAACAAACCAAAGCACAGCUGCUCUGGUGCAGUUAAGGUGGGAAUGACUGUGCUUUAUUUGUAGCUCAAGUCAAUUAAAAACACUGUGAUGUGACUUUGGUGGGAUAAUCAAGAGCCUUUGUCAGCAGCUGAUGUUUCGCAGUGUAGUGUUUCUUUCAUUUGCCCAUCUUUCCUGUCCAGUUAAUCUUCUAGCACUGUGCCUUGUAGCAGUUUGCUACACGUUUCCACAUACAAGUAAGUCAGAAAGGCUGCUGAGACAAAUGUUCCUUAUAUGCCUUCACAGAUAUUAUACCCAUGGACUCCAUCGAGGGUCAGUACUAUAGCAGCCAGAUCUUCACCUUCUGAACAUGAAUAAUAGAAAAGAACACUGACUAAACACUCUGUCUCCCUAUCCCUAGAUGGCCAUCUCAAGCCAGGCUUACUUGCAAAACUUGUGUUAUUAGCAGUGUUGUUAGUCAUCAUGUCUUACUCUGGUGGAUCAGUUGUAAUAUUUUCCAAGUAUCAGAAAGCUGUUUUAACCUGUUGUUGGAUGUAGAAUUGGAUGCUGUGACUGAGGUGUCACAUGGUAGAUUGGGCCUCAAUGCAGCAGGUGUUAGAAUACCUUUGGUGCACUAAUCAUAGUCUGUGUGACAGCAAGGCUUAGAGAUGUGCUUUGCAAAUUAAAAUUAGUGACAGAAACAAGGGGACAGGCACUUCCUCCUAUGCAUAACAGGGCUCACUUAUGCUCAUAACUUGUGAUAAAUCCAUGGCAGUUGCACUAUAACUGCAUCGUAUUUUUUUUUUUUUUAAAUCAUGGGAUACUUUGUUCUGAAACGUCAGUUUUAUUUUUAGCUUGUUCUGAUCUCUGCCCUUGACACUGGGAAAUAGGUACUUGGUGCCUUUUAAACGUGUAUUUAUUACCAUGACUUUCUACAAAGCCUUAAAAUUCAUAGAAAUUACCAUUAGAAUAUUUUAACGUAAAGAAGUAUUAAAAAUAUGUAAUUAAAGUUAUCUUGGACACAGCUGAGAAUGUACGUGUUAUUCACUGACAGAUUGUGUUUGUUCCCUGACACCAGUGUAAAGCAGGUAUUUCCAGUGCAGGAAUAAAUAAUAAAUGUCCAUUCAAUUGGCCAUCUUAUUUCUAAGUCAUUGUUGCUUAUUUCCUAUGAAACCAAAUCUUGGUGUGUGUAAACUGAACACUGUAUUUUGAAAACAAGCCUUAUUAGUAUGUGUAAGUCAUAUUUACGUAUAUAUUUACUAUUCUCAUAUCAUUUUGUCUUAGAUUUGUAGUACCACAAAUGCCUAGAGAAUCCUGUUGAAAAGAACACAGUAUGUAUAUGUGAAGCUGUUUGCACAUGUGCUGUUUUACUUCUGUGCAUAUACUUAAGGAGCCAUGAGAACUUUUUCACAAAAUUUUAGCUAGCUGCUGUUAUUGCUCUGCAGACUAAUAUCAUAGCCCUCAUCACCACAACUCUGCCUUUAACCACAGGCUGCAGUGUCCCGUUAGACGGAGAGGACAUUAUAUAGGGACUUGGAGUAAGCUGCAAAUGUAGAGUGGUGUAGAAUGACCAGUAAUGUAUUUUGCAAGAAUUAAUUGAAAAGCAGUUAUAAUUGUAUGAAACAGAGGCUGUACUGUCUGAUUACAACAUCCAGUGCUUUUCCAGUACUGAAUUUCAUUAUGUUGCAGAGUACUUACAUAUUUGAGGACUGUCUGAACAGCAUUACGUGCAGGUAAAAUAACUGAGUGCAUAAAUGUUUUGCAGAACAUUUUGCAGUUUCCUACCUGUACGAUUUUAGUGAUAGUUCAUUCAACGUUUGUUAUAUUUAUUUCCUGGAUAAAACCUAGGCUUGAGAGCAACAAAUGUCUCUUGCAUUUUUUGCAGCGUUUGACUUAUAACCUCCAUAAUGAUGCCACAUGGCCAUUGAAACAUGUAUUUGUGCCUUUUUUAACUUCCACAGCGCUAUCCAGCUAACCAUGAAACCAAGUACUUAAUACCUGUGGAGUGUUCAGCUACCAAAAUUAUAAAAAUAUGUAUACAGGGUUCUCACUGCCACUAAAAUAUUUAAGGUGUACAUUCAGAGGAAUGCGAAUAAUUAGAAUCAGAAAUAUGUUUCUGAUGUCUUGUUAAAGGUGGAAAAGUCUUCCAUUUUUUUCCAUUUCUUAGCUAUUGCUCUGUGGGUUUAUGUUUGAAAAUUUAAUUAUUACAGUGUUGAAAAUCCUCUUUUAUUUAUUGUAUUUUUUUCUUGGAGAUACUAAGUUUGGUCAGUAAUAAAAACAUGAAAAUGAUGUGUAUGUUUAAAUACUGACUGAAUUGUUCAGAAUUUGGUUGAGCUUUUCUGUAAAACAUUUUUUAAAGUUUGCAAAAUAUUUUGUUUGUGAUGUUUUAUAUUGUGUGUUUCAUUAUAUCACCAUUUAGAGUAGAAUUUAUAAGUCUUCAUUUUAGCAGAUUGUGUUUUAAUGUGUUUUCAAGGCUUGAAUCUACAGUAAAAAAUGUAGAAGCACUAAGAUGGCAUGAACUUGCAAGCUAUCAGUAUUCUGAAUUUUGUUUUAAGGCAGUUUUACAUAUAUAAUAAACACUAACUGACCAACUUA